Molecule: messenger RNA, 5825 nt
Organism: Toxorhynchites rutilus septentrionalis
Lineage: Eukaryota; Metazoa; Arthropoda; Insecta; Diptera; Culicidae
Exons: 8
Coding region: 1062-4172 (1036 amino acids)
Source: RefSeq, a predicted model, not a curated record
CGCAAGUCUCUGGGUCUUUGGCGUGAGUUGAAAGAAAUGAAAAGAAACAAACAAAAAAAAAACAUAUGCAGAAAACGGUGGAAAGAAAGUUGCUUUUCUCCUCUGCGCAUAUUCGGAGACGAAGACGAAGCAUAGCGAGCGAGAGAGAGAGAGAGAGAGCCCGAGGAGUGCGCAAAGUAUCCGCAAACGGUAGCAACGCGUUUGGCUUGGUCUCCUCCGGUGGUGGUGCCGUUUUGUGGUCCGUUGGAGGUUUUCUUGCUGCAGUUCGGCAGUGACCGCGGUUCGAGCAAGACGGCUUUUGCUAUCCCACGAAAAGAGUCGAGUCGAGUCGAGUGAAGUUGAAGAAACGCCAAUUUCGCCUCGAACGACGAUCUCGAGAGAAAGGAAAACCUAACGGACAGACAGGGGGAACCAACCCUUCGGAAGGCUCCUCAAACGCGCAGGCGCACAUACACCCUGUCCGAAAGAAACGCAGGGAUACAGCACUUCUUCGCGACCCAAACCGGAUACUAUUGGCAUGCAGAGUCGACGCCAGCCAACGCGAGUGACAAGUGAGAGUGGCCACGCCAAAUUGGAUUAAGGUUUUUUUUUGCGCAGACUGACUCAUAAUGGAGUUCCAGUUGGGGAGAAAAACUGUUUGAUCGUUGGAAAGUGACAAAACAGCCCAAAGCGCGCGCUGCGCAUUGUGGUGAAAGAGAAAAUCGUGUUUGAAUUUUUAAUAAAGCGGAAAAUAGUAGAAUAAUCCACUGUGCGGAAGGAAGGAAACAGUUUUCGUUUCUCGGAAGAAAAUGAAAAUUUUGUGAGUGAGGAAGUACUGCUACCUAGAGUGUGACCCUUGGAAAAUGAAAUGUGAAAUUUGCAUGCUGUGAACAGCUAUAAAAAAAAAACGAGAAACGUUGAAUUUUGUGUGGUAACAGGUGACGAGUGACGAAAGUUAAUUGCUCGAACAGACAACUUUACUUUGUGUGGUGUUAUUUCUUCGAUCGGAUAUUUGGGGCAACUCACAGACUGUUUGCGGAAGAGGAAGUGAUCGACACUGGAAAGUGAACUACGGUGAAGCAAUGAUACGUCGUAAACACAUCUACCAGCUGGCGCUGGUACUGCUAGGGGUUGUUAUCAACGCGCAGGAUAUCGCAGAAGAACAACCCACGGCAUCCCCACAAGUGGCAGCGGGUGCAAGCUGUCGAUUCCCGGGAGCCCCCGCCCACAGCACCGUUCAAUUCACAGAUGACAACCUAUCGGACGGAACGGUUGCAUCGUAUUCGUGCGAGCGAGGCUUCGAACUGCUUGGGCCCUCACGCCGGGUCUGUAACAAUGGCCAGUGGAUUCCGGAAGGAAUUCCAUUCUGCGUGCUGAACGUGGCCGCAGGCAAGGCUCCGAUGCAGAUCUCGACGGAUGCCUCCGGCAUCCCCCAGAAGGCGAUCGACGGAUCGUCGUCGUCUUUUUUCUCGCCGGACACCUGCUCGCUAACCAAGCCGGAACGAGUGCCCUGGUGGUACGUGAAUCUCCUGGAGCCCUACAUGGUGCAGCUGGUUCGGCUGGACUUUGGCAAGUCCUGCUGCGGCAAUGGGAAACCCGCAACCAUUGUGGUUCGCGUUGGUAACAAUCGACCGGACCUGGGAACCAAUCCGAUCUGCAACCGCUUCACCGGUACGCUCGAGGAGGGUCAACCCCUGUUUCUGCCCUGUAACCCACCGAUGCCGGGAGCGUUCGUGUCGGUCCAUCUGGAGACCAACGCACCCAGCCAGCUGUCGAUCUGCGAGGCGUUUGUGUACACCGACCAGGCGCUUCCGAUCGAGCGCUGUCCGGCGUUCCGCGAUAUGCCACCCGGUGCAUCGGCUUCGUACAACGGAAAGUGCUACAUCUUCUACAACCGGCAGCCAACGGGUCUGCGCGAUGCGCUGGCAUUCUGUCGGUCCCGCGGGGGAACGCUGAUCAACGAGAGCAACCCGGCGCUGCAGGGAUUCAUCAGCUGGGAACUGUGGCGGAGACACCGUAGCGAUACCUCCUCGCAGUACUGGAUGGGAGCGGUUCGGGACACCCAGGACAGGAACACUUGGAAGUGGAUCGGAGGCGAGGAGGUGUCGGUCUCGUUCUGGAAUCUCCCCGGAGGAGAUGAGGACUGCGCACGGUAUGAUGGAUCCAAGGGUUGGCUCUGGAGUGACACCAACUGUAACACGCAGCUGAAUUUUAUCUGUCAACAUCAGCCUAAGGCUUGUGGUCGUCCGGAGCAGCCUCCCAACUCGACAAUGGUCUCCCCACAGGGCUUCGACGUUGGCGCCACCGUUGAGUACAACUGCGACGAAGGACACUUGCUGGUUGGGCCUGCUCAAAGGACUUGCCUGGAGACGGGCUUCUACAAUGAGUUCCCUCCGGUGUGUAAAUACAUUGAGUGUGGUCUUCCGGCUUCAAUCCCCUAUGGCAGCUACAACCUGAUUAACGGCUCUGUUGGAUAUCUCAGUUCGGUACUCUACAGAUGUGACGAAGGUUACGAAAUGGUUGGCCGGGCGCUGUUGACUUGCGAUAUUGACGAACGUUGGAAUGGACCGCCACCCCGUUGCGAAAUUAUCGAGUGCGAGCCGCUACCAACGUUGUUCCCGAACGGAGAUAUCAUAGCAUCAAACACUACAGUGUACGGCUCCCGCGCGGAAGUUGUCUGUAACCGUGGCUACAUACCGGAAACUCAAGAGACGGAGAUUCAUUGCACGGCAACCGGUCAGUGGAGCAACAUUCUGCCAAAAUGCGUGGAAGACCCGGACAGUAGGAUACUGUCAACGACGGCGGCCCCAACGACUACCACCCCUAGACCUGCGCCGGUGUUGAUUGUAUCGACAACUACGGUCCCGGUCACUCAGUACACACAGAAACGGCCCCAGACGAGACGCCCGACGCGUCCAACGACCCGUUUCACGACGUCCACUUCGACCACUCAGUCUCCGCUGUUUAGCAUCGAGAUUGACGAUGGUAACGAUAGCGAUGGCUUAGAUGGAUUCUUCGUCGGUACUAACGAGGAUUACUCUCUCCCACCUCUAGAAGUGCGCCCGGGAGUGGUUCGAGAAGAGUUACCUCCGCGAAAACCCUUCCACCCGACUCAGAAUGUGAUACCGAAGAUCCCAACCGUGCAGCAAGUUCCACCGAUCAGAGUGAAACCGCAAUACCACGAACCACUACCGACUACAAGCACUGCUACUACUACUACCAUUACUACCACAACUACACAGACUCCACUACAAACACGACCAUCUACGACUACCACGACACGGCAGACGACCACCACCACGCGAUCCCCACAGGACAUCAUUCUCUCGCAACACCCACAGGACAACGAAAUCGCCGGAUCCGUCAACAUCCAGCAGGACCAGUCACCCAAAGUGAACAUACCGUUCGCGGUGGACAACUCCGACGCCGGCGGCGAAGCCUCGGGCGGACCAUUCGGUGGUCUCGGAGGAGCGAACGGCGGCCACGGCGAUCGCAAGGAAGCCAAAAAUGCCCGCCUCAACCUGGGAGCCAUCGUGGCGCUGGGAGCCUUCGGUGGUUUCGUGUUUCUAGCCGCCGUCAUCACCACCAUUGUGAUCGUUGUGCGAAGAAAUCGCACGGCGAACCAGCACUACCGGCACCGGGCCUCACCGGACUGCAACACGGUCGCGUCCUUCUCCAGCUCCAGCUCGGAGUCCCGCAACGGGCUGAACCGGUACUACCGGCAGGCGUGGGAGAACCUGCACGAGACGGCCUCCAAGAGCCACAACAGCACCCACAGCGGGCUGAAGCGCAAGGAGACGAUGGAUGCGCCGACGCCGAGCAGGUCGCGCUCGCGGGAGAACCUGGGCAGCGGCGGCGCGGCCGAACGCCAGACGCGGGAUCUUGAUAGAUUUUUUAUCGACAGAUCCCGGGAGAACCUCUCCUCCAACCGCAGCCGGGACUACCCGCGGGACAGUAUGGCCGUCCGGGACGGAUCCGAGAUGGUCGUAUCGGACGUGUGCGUCAAGGGCGAGAAGAAACGGCACCACCACCAUCACCACAAGAACAACAACUACCGAGGCGUCGAGGGAGAUCGGGGUCGCGUUGGCGGCGGCGGUGGCAUCCACCGAGACAAUGGCGACUUCCGGGAGCCGAACAUCAUCGGCAGCGGGGGCAACGGAAACGGACGCCGAGCGGACCACAGACACUAUUGACACCGUAGAAUGGUAAUCACUGUCAGAAUGGAAGGAAAGAAGGACUGGGUCCUGAUGGGCCCACGUUGGGACUGAAAACCACUUUCUUUCUGUCAUCUUCAUCUUCACUGUCUUAAAAACAGAAACACUCUUUCCCUCUCCGUAUUCUGAGCUCCUGUUCUAAUCAUACGAAAGUAUUAAUUUAUUGCGCGUUUUUAAAAUUUCGCGAUCUUCAUCUUACUCGAAAAAAAACAUAAAACUACUCCAAAAAAAUAUUCACUGAACAAAAUUAACAUUAAGCAAUUUGAUAGUCAAAACGUAAACAUUUCAUCCACACACGGCACUCACCAUUUUGACAGAUGCACUGAAAGAAAUUUUCUUCCGAUUUUGAUUGUGAUGUACCAUAAUGUGGUAGGACUUCAAUCCCAACCUUUCCCUCACACAAUAUCUUAGUAGCAAACUUAAGAAACGGCAACAAAAGUGCUUGAAAAUUUCUUUCAGAAAGUCCCACCUUCCCUUUCCACGGAUUAUACUCGUAUCUAACCAUCCAUUCACCUAUCCUUAGUAUCCACAUAUUCGGUGGGAUCGAUCUUGACCGCGUCUAAACCCGAAACCCCCCGAAAGUCCCUCGCCCCCCGCUAGCAGUGUUAGUUUGUGGUAUAUCACUUUAGAAUAAACAAAAAUCGUGGGAGGGAGGGGACGCAGGCGUUUAGACACGGUCGACAGUGCUCCCCGCACAAUCAACCCCUCGUUCUCCUUCAACACACCGCCCAUCGCACCACCCAUUAACCCUUCUCAUCGAAAGUCAUUAAUUUAUUACCAAUUGAAUCGUUUUUUUUUUUUGUUUUGGAUUAUCCCCCUAGUAUAAUAACGAUAUGUUUUGUUAUCGCCUUUUUCGUUGUUUGUUAAACAUAACUAAGAUGCAAAGUUUGUUAAGUUCUCAUUCUCGUCGGCGGUAGCCGCGCGAGAAUUGUAAACCAUUGUUUAAGCUCGAAGACAAAGAUUAACACAGAAGAGAGUUGCAAUAUAUACGUGUGUUCUAGUGAACCUCCAUCCAACCCAUUAAAGUUCUAGGAAUAGUGCAUCUAUUUCAGCACCACCCAUCCCUACAACCUCCCUCAAUCACAAUAACAGGAAUAUAAAAGCUUGAACAACAAUCUUCGAUUAAUCGUAGGUAGGGACAAUUUUGCAUUUCAUUCGAUACCAAUUUGGAAAACACGGCCGUGUUGUUAACCACGGCGUUAACAAACGUGUGAUUUAUUAUCUUCUGCCGCGAGAAGGCGAGAAGAAAAAAAAAAGCAAACAAACAAACACAAAGCGCGCUCAAGUACGUUGUUGUAAAAUGUUGACAAUUUAAUCGGUAUAUUAGACAAAUUUAAAAAAAAAGUAUCAUAAUUGUUAUGCAACUAAUUCGAAAAUCAUGGGAAAAAACAAUGAUUUUAUGUUAGUGGUAUUUAGGAGACACAGCGAGGAAAGUUAAAGCUGGUUAAACGUUGUUUCGUGUUGGUAUAUAUAUAUUUUUAUAACGUGAAACCAAACGAGAAAAAAAUGUAAGAAAACAGGGGACGGAAAAAUGGCGGUUUGCCACUUUUUCCCUCUCAGGACAGAGGAAAGUCCUGAUUAAAAAUGAUGUACAUAGUAAUCGUAUUCAGUAAAGUGUAGAAAUAAUCGAAA